CAAAUUGCUGUCAACACUGUUGACAAUCACUGGCGGAACCGCUUCUUUGGCUCAUAUCUGCCAUUAUCUCCACCGCAAGAGUGGCAACGACUACAUGUGCGCCCACAGGCCUUAUCUCUUGAGCUCAUGAGUGGUCGUAUCGGCUAUUAUUGAAAGUAUUUAGGUCUCAAUUGAGCGGUGAAUCGGUGGCCACAGACUCGGAGGAAUAGAUUCAUAUGUUGAAGACACACCUCUUGUUUAUGAUAUGCAUUGUCAGUGGAUUCCUGUUGACUCUUCAACUCAUUUCUCUGCAAAUUCUGUUAAGAAAAGGUCACGUCGAAGAGAAGACUUCGUGGAAUCUGUUGGAUGUGGUGACACUGAACGCCAAUCGCAACUCAAUCCCGUUGUUUCUGAUCGACAGCGAAGUGUUGAGUAAUAUCUCGGCCAAGAAUGCAAAGAGUGGUGACUCUGGAGGUGACACUUCCUAUUGCAAUGUGUUGUGUUCGGGCCGUAAGAUCACACAUUUGGCCACUUUUGGUCAGUUUGCCACUCAGUUACUCAUCACCCGAUUCGUGACUGCAGUCAAGGCUAAGGGCUUCACAGUCUUGAAGUUGGAAGAGUUGGACCCGACUCUAGUCCACUACGAACUCGAGGUCUCGAUUCCCACGCAUUUGAUUGUCAUCGACGAGAAUCUACACAUCGAUAAGAUGUCUCAUGUCAUACAUAUCGUCAUAUUCUACGAACGCAUCCAAUCGACC
Messenger RNA from Oppiella nova, 737 nucleotides. NCBI's taxonomy places the organism in Eukaryota, Metazoa, Arthropoda, Arachnida, Sarcoptiformes, Oppiidae. The record is from the annotation of a GenBank genome assembly.